UCUCUCGUUAAUCGAUCCGAAAGAGUCAACGGUACUUACCUACUCAAAUUGAUCCAAUGUAAAAGAACAUAUUAAGGAAUCCUAUGGAGAUGAAGUAUAAGCUUGCAAUGUAAAGAGCUAAAAAGGGUUUCUGCUAAAGUGUGAUGUUUCUGGGGAUCUGAGGUUUUACUGGAAAUUAGUCACAUCUCUCGGUAUAAAGUUCAUUUCAUUGAGGUGCGCAAAUCACAUACAUUCUAUCUCAACAAAUCAACAAAUCCAUGGCAUCUUCAUCAUCUUCUCCUUCUGCUCUGGCAUUUUCUUCUCAAUCAUGGAAGUACCAUGUUUUUCUUAGCUUUAGAGGAGAAGAUACUCGCAGGAAUUUUGUAGAUCAUCUCUACUCAGCUCUUGAACAGCAAGGGAUCUACACCUACAAGGACGAAGAAACACUUCCUCGAGGCAAAUCGAUCGGUCCAUCUCUUAUGAAAGCUAUAGAAGAUUCUCAGAUUGCUGUCAUCAUAUUCUCAGAGAACUAUGCAGACUCUUCAUGGUGCUUAGAUGAACUUGCAUAUAUUAUGAAAUGCAAGGAUACAAAAAGCCAAAUCAUUAUCCCCAUAUUCUAUGGCGUGGAUCCCUCUGAAGUACGAAAACAAAAACGAAAAUACGGAGAAGCAUUUGCCAAACAUGAGUUAGAGAACAAGAAGAAAGCUAAAUCUUGGGGACAAGCAGUUACGGAGGACCUUUGGGGAUGGCUCUUUAACCCCCGAGAACAAAACCGAAAAUACAGAGAAGCAUUUGCUAAACAUGAGUUGGAGAACAAAACCAAGGUUGAGUCUUGGAGAAAAGCACUUGUGGAUGCAAGUAACAUUUCUGGAUGGGAACCCAAGCAUGUUGCCAACGGGCAUGAAUCAAGGGUUAUCAAAGAAAUUGUUGACACAAUUUCACAUAGGUUGCAAUUAGUACCUUCAAGUGCCAAUAAGAAUCUGGUCGGAAUGGCGGCUCGGAUGCAACGUUUGAAAUUAGAGUUACAAAUUGGGUCAGGUGGUGUGCAGAUGAUUGGAAUAUGGGGAGUUGGGGGUGGUGGUAAGACUACUCUUGCAUCUUCUAUUUAUGAUGAAAUCUCUAGCAAUUUCGAUGGUUGUUGCUUUGUGAAAAAUAUCCGGGAGGAAUCAAGCAAGAAUGGUUUGGUAAGCUUGCAAAAAAAACUUAUUUCUGGCGUUUUGAAACAAAAGGAAGUACAGGAAUUAGAGAGAGUCGAGGAAGGAAGACGCAUGAUAAUUGAUGGAUUAUGCCAUAGAAAGGUCUUUAUUGUUCUUGAUGAUGUCGAUAAGCUUGACCAACUAGAAGCAUUAGCUGGAUCACAUGAAUGGUUUGGUGAAGGAAGCCGAAUAAUAAUCACAACUAGAGAUGAACAUGUAUUAAAUGCAAACAGAGUCGAUGUUAAGCACAAUAUUAGCUUGUUAAACAAUGAUGAAGCUAUUAAGCUCUUUCGCAAGCAUGCACACCGGGAUUACACAUCCAUGGAAGAAUAUGAGCAGCUUAUAAAAGAGGUGGUCUCUUAUGCUGGUGGGCUUCCAUUAGCACUUGCAGUUCUUGGUUCAUUUCUGUGUGACAAAAACAUUAAUGAGUGGAGGAGUGCAUUGGCCAGGCUGAAAGAGAUUCCAAAUGAUAACAUUGUGGAAACACUAAAAAUCAGCUUUGAUGGACUUACAAAGGUUGAGAGAGAGUUGUUCCUUGAUAUUGCAUGUUUCUUUAGGGGGAGGGAGAAAGAUGAGGCAAUGGAGAUACUUGAGGCUUGUGGUUUUCAUCCAGUUAUUGGAGUGAAGGUGUUGAUACAAAAGGCUCUCAUAACUAUUUCAGAAGAUGGACAUUUUGAUAUGCAUGAUCUGGUGCAAGAAAUGGGACACCACAUUGUUAGAGGGGAACGCCCUAACAAUCCUGAAAAACAUAGCAGAGUUUGGAAGGAGGAAGAUGUUGCAAAAAUAUGUGAUAUAGAUGCAACCACGGAACUUGACAAUAUCGAAGCAAUUAUAAUGGUUUUCCGGUUUCAGCCAGCAAAAAAUCAAGAACAAGAUCUUCAUUCGGUUGCUGCAUACAUGAAGAACCUUCGGUAUAUAGAAUCGUUUGGUGAUCCUGCAAAAUCAUUGUUUAAUGACAUUCCACUAAGGGAGCUUUGUUGUCUUAUAUUGUUCUCGGGUUCGCAAAACCAACUUUGGGAGGGUUGUAAGUUGUUGCCAAGUUUGAAGUUAUUGAGAAUUUGUGAUAUGUAUAACCUAAUCAUGACACCAGAUUUUAAUGGACUUCCAAAUCUUGAAAGAUUGAUUCUUCAUGAAUGCCCGUGUUUAGAAGAAAUUCAUCCAUCAAUUGGCUACCUGGAAAAGCUUGUUUUCUUAUCUAUAGAACAAUGUGGGGGUCUUGAUAUGUUUCCAUCCUUUAUGGGAUUAAAGAAACUCAAGACCCUUUCAUUCAAAGGGCACCUCAAAUUUGUUAAUUGUUGGAGGUGUGGUUGCAGCAAUCUUCCUGAUGUAGAAUGUUGUGUUGAGGAGCCUUGUUUAUGUCGGUUAGGGUUUUUUCACAACUUGCAAGAACUUCAUUUCUUAAGGAAGUUGGAUCUCUGCUGGAGCAAUUUGGGAGAUGAAGACAUAGGCUCUGAUGUUUUAGAGUUUCCCAACUUACAAGAACUCAAUCUAUACGGAAAUAAGUUUUCACAGUUAAGUUUUAGUUGCUUGCGAUUUCCUCGGCUCAAAUGGCUCGACGUGUCAUUCUGCAAAGAACUUGUAGAGUUGUCAGAGCUGCCACAGAGUAUAGCUAUUGUUAUAGCAGAUUAUUGUGACUCACUUGAAAGCUUUGGAGAUAUCUCAAACUGUAAAUGGUUGUGGAAAGUCUCACUUCGAGGGGACAAGAAAGUAGGUCCACUUGUUGGUGAGAUAUUACUAGACUCCAUGCUCCAGGGGAAUGCUAUUGAAAAUCAUUUUAUCAGUUUUAGUAUUCUGCAUCAGAUUCCAAAGGGGUUUGCGGGCAGGUUCUUUAGAGGGAAAACAUUUACAAAGCAUCCCCCACAUGCUAUUUGGAACCUAUUUGAUGACGACACGUUUAGACUGCGUCUUCCAGAUGAUUGGUGCAAUGACUUUUGUGGGUUUUUAAUACGUGUUGUUACCAUUGUCAGACAUCUGGAUAUAGAUGUAAUCAUCAAGCACGAUCCAGAUGAAGAAGAUUCUGGGUUUGAGAUUUGGCAGGAGUCUAAUGAGGUACCAGAGCCUGAAUAUGGUGGAGAUGUUAGGACACACGUGGGAUAUGUUUCCUUUAGUUCAUUGAGGCGGACCACAUCAUUGAGUCCAUCAUACAAUAUUAUUUCAUUUUCCAUAAAGAGCAGUUGGUCUUCGUUUGCAGCUGAGCUUGUUCCUAGAAAAAGUAAGGAUGAUCCGAUGCAAACAACCAAAGUUUCAACAGAUUCCUCAGAAUUUUGGGAUGAGGAAAAUGAUGAAUAUAAGGCAUUUAUUAUCCAAGAUGAUUCAAAGUCUUAUAUCAAUAUAAUAUGGCAAUAUAACAUCUAACAAAACCCGUACACCAAUAGAUAUCUCAACUCUUUGCCAGUUUGUAUAGUCCGCACUCUGAACUUAUGAUUGUGAUUACACUGCAAUAUACAUUGAGAAAUAAAUUGCAAAUGGAGAAGAACAAAUGUCCUGAAAGAUGAUUGCAUAUCACAGUAAAAACUCCUGAUUUGAUACCAUAAAAUAUUUUGAGUAUUGAAAGAGAAUGAUUUGUAUAUAAUCUUUAGCUAAUUCAUAUGACUACACUUUGUAUUAAUAAAGGAAAGCACUACUUCUAUUUCAUGACAGGGUUUAUUUGCCAAAUUGUAAACUUUUAUUCCUUCGAUUGAAACUGAAAUAAAAAAGAAAUACCAAAGGUUCUUGGCUUUUGAAAGGCCAAGUCUCUCCCGA
This is a messenger RNA of Lactuca sativa (garden lettuce), 3917 nucleotides long. Its product is annotated as disease resistance protein Roq1. Lineage: Eukaryota; Viridiplantae; Streptophyta; Magnoliopsida; Asterales; Asteraceae. The record is from RefSeq and is a predicted model, not a curated record. Gene Ontology annotation, biological process: defense response; signal transduction. Gene Ontology annotation, molecular function: ADP binding.